AGUUUGACUUUGACAAGUGAAUAAACCUUGUGUUAGACUCUUGCUCCCCAAGUAUGUAUCAUGCAUCCUCCAAAUCCAAAAUUCUACUCCUAUAUAUAUAGACUAUGGUCAUUAUUUUCCUAAUCAAAUCAACUCUUUGAGCUCACAAAAAACAUAGCCAAGGAUGAAGAUAGAGGGUCGCCAACGUGGUCUUGUUCGGAACUAUCCCAUCAUUAUAACCUCCCUAUGGAGCCCCCGUCCCAACUCCAGGUAUGGUAACAAGUUGAAUUCCCCUCCUAUGGCUGGGUUGUUCACAAAGGCGUCACCAAAGCCCUCGAACCCAUCCAAGUUCACAGGCAAGUGUGGCAGAUCCAAAUACACAAUUUGCCAUUUACAACCUGCUGGAAAGGCCAAGGUGGCAAAAAAACUGAGGGGUUCUGACAUUAUUUCUAACUAUAGAUUGAUGAAUUUGAGGGUCACGAAUACUAGGCCACGCUUGACCUUUUCUGGGUUCUCAGCUGCUAAUAUAUUGGAUCAUUUGGCUGCUGAUCAUAUGGAUCUUGAUGAUUAUGAUGAUGAUGUUGAUGAGCACAAAAUUUGUCACUAAUAGAUCACUUUUCGUGAAAAAUUACAUUUCAUGUUUAAAUACACGAGGUACAAAAACAUGAGUAAAUAUUUAGGUUGCUCAAGGGCAACCCAAUUGAUUGUUGAUUCCGAUUGCUCAUCAAGUUACUGUAGAAAUUGUGGAGCUAAAGAUAACCAUGACGGUGAAAGAACGACUUUUGUAACAUGGGCAUUGUGUGGGAAAGGAACCAAAGAAUCGAAGAAGAUGGAGAUUGUUGUUUGGUGGAAGAAAUGUGAUCGUAGUCCAUUGAGAUGGACUGUAUUUACUGAAUAAAUUGUUGUACAAAGAUUUUCUUAUGCUUCUAAUGAUUUUGUUGUGUAAGCAAACAAUUCUUUACACCUGAAAUCAUGUAUAACCUGAGUUACUUAACAAGCUCUAGCAUUUUCAUGCGAGGGACUAAAUAAAGCAGGACAAUCUUGUAGUAAAUAUACA
Capsicum annuum is the source of this 1036-nucleotide messenger RNA. RefSeq lists its product as uncharacterized. Bases 164 to 586 code for a protein of 140 amino acids. NCBI's taxonomy places the organism in Eukaryota, Viridiplantae, Streptophyta, Magnoliopsida, Solanales, Solanaceae. The transcript is spliced from 2 exons. The record is from RefSeq and is a predicted model, not a curated record.